AUGUCACAAACAAAUUAUAUACCAUCAACACCAAAUAAAUCAACACCACCAUCAGAAUUAAGUUCAACACCAAUUGAUGAGAAUGAUAUUGGAUUAUUAGUAUCAUUGAAUCAAGAGAUAUCAAGUAAUAUUCAUGUUAAAAUUAAAAUUGAAGAAAAUAUUACAAUUGGUAGAAGUAAAACAUGUAAUAUUGUAGUACCAGAAUUAAUAGUUAGUGGUAAACAUUGUAUAAUAACAAGAGCUGAUGCAAUCGAAAAUGGUAAUACUAACUAUGGUUUAUUAAUGAUUCAAGAUCAAAGUACCAAUGGUACAUUUAUAAAUGGUAAAUUAAUUGGUAAAGGUAAAUCUAGAUUACUUAAAAAUGGUGAUAAACUUUGUUUAGGUAAAUCAACAAAAGAAAUUGAUAUUUCAUUUCUUUAUAAAUCAAAUUAUUCAAAUCAAUUAUUAUUAUCAUCAUCAACAAAUAAUUUAAAUAAUAGUGGUACUGCACAAUAUAUUUGGGAAAGAAAAGAUAUUAAAGAUGAUAUAUUAAAAGAUUAUGAUUUUAUCAAGGAAUUAGGAUCUGGUAAUUUUAGUGUCGUAUAUGAAGGUGUUAAUAAAAAUACUGGUAAAAGGGUUGCAAUUAAACAUUUAAAUCUAUCAAAAAUUAAUACACAUACUCCAAAAUUUAAAUCACAAUUAAAUAGAGAAAUUGAAAUUUUAAAAUUUAUAAAUCAUGAAAAUGUUGUUGAAAUUUAUGAUAUAUUUUAUACAAAAGAUCAACAAUUAUUUUUUAUUUUAGAAUUAGCAAAUGGUGGUGAAUUAUAUAAUAAAAUUGGAUUUAAUGAACCAUUAUUAAAUGAAAAUCAAUCGAAAUUUAUAUUCAAACAAAUUUUAAAUGCAGUUUCAUAUCUUCAUAGUAAAGGUAUUGCACAUAGAGAUUUAAAGCCAGAGAAUAUUUUAUUUGAUUCAUAUGGUGAUGAUUAUUUAAAGAUUAAAAUCACUGAUUUUGGUUUAGCAAGAUUCAUUCAUGAAGGAGAAUUGGCCAAAACUUUAUGUGGUUCACCGUUAUAUGUUGCUCCUGAAGUAAUUUUAUCAUUACAUCAUAAAAAUAAAUAUGGAACUAAUAGUAGUAGUAGUAGUCAAUCACCUACAAAAGAUAUUAAUUCAGUUGGUUAUGGUAAAUCUUGUGAUGCUUGGUCAUUAGGUGCAAUUUUAUAUAUUGUUUUAUGUGGUACACCACCUUUUGAUGAUGAUGAUGAUGAAGAAAUGUCAACACCACAACUUUUUGAAAAAAUUGUUUCUGGAAAUUAUAGAGUUGAAAAAUUAGAAAAGUCAUUAAUUUCAAGUAGUGCAGCUGAUUUGGUUAAAGGUUUAUUAACUGUUGAUCCUGAUAAAAGAUUAACUGUUGAACAAGCUUUAAAUCAUCCUUGGAUAACUGAAAUAAAUAAUAAUAGUAAUAAUAAUAAUAAUAAUAUUAAUAAUAAUAGUAGUAAUAUUAACAUAAUUAAAAAAUCACCAUUAAAAACUGUAAAUACAAAUAAUAAUAAUAAUAACUGUAAAUUAUCAUCACCUAUUAAAAAUUCAAGUAAAUUAAAAAGAAAUUUAUCAAAUGAACCAUUAAAUAAUAAUAUUAGUAAUAAUAAUAAUACACAAACAAGUUUCACUGGUUCAUUAUUAAAUCAAUUACAAUUAAAUGAAGGUGAACUUUUAAAAAAAAGAAAAACUUUUCUUUCAAAUAAUGAUCAAAAAGAAAAUAUAAAUCCUGUUAUCAAUAAUCCUUUUUUAAAAUCGUCACAAUAA
Molecule: messenger RNA, 1782 nt
Organism: Dictyostelium discoideum AX4
Lineage: Eukaryota; Evosea; Eumycetozoa; Dictyosteliales; Dictyosteliaceae
Gene: fhkA
Exons: 3
Coding region: 1-1782 (593 amino acids)
Cellular component (GO): nucleus
Molecular function (GO): protein serine/threonine kinase activity; protein kinase activity; ATP binding
Source: RefSeq, a predicted model, not a curated record